UUAUUAAUUUAAAUUUUCUUCUGAUUUUGGAGAACAUUGAUAAUUGAAUAAGCUCUUGCAUAGUGCACAGAGGAAAGAAUUAUUGCAGAUGUCGCUGAUGCUGUGUUGUGACGCAUUUGUGCGCCUUCACAAUCACCUGAAAGCAGACCAAAAACACAAACAAUCAUUGUUGACAGAAAGGCGAGGAAGCUUUGUGAUGAUGGAAAGUCCAGCUGUUUAGCUGUGACAAAAUGCCUUGGUUGACAGUGAAAAGGAAGUAACCCUUGCACUUAGCAGAUACAACUGUAUUCACAGAAACCGUGUAUUUGGCAUCUUUCUGUUACUUUGCAAAAAUGACUUAUUUGUAAUUAAUCCUGGAGCAAAUCGGCCUGAAGUAAACCUCAUCAUGGAUGUUUUGCAUGCUGAGGAGUAAUCACAACCGUCAAAGAAAGAUGCUGGAAGCUCUCAUGCGUGCUUGAAACACUUUGUUUUGAAGCAUGGCAGAAAGAAUGCAAGAAACGCCUUUUGUCGGUCCAUAUUUGUUGCAGAAUGUUCUUGGCAAAGGGCAAACGGGUGUUGUUAAACUUGGAGUGCAUACUGUAUCAAAAAAGAAAGUUGCCAUUAAGAUUAUUGACCGUACCAAGUUGGCACCUCAUAUUCUGCAGAAGGUGGAAAGAGAAAUUGCAAUUAUGAAAUUGAUUAACCAUCCCAAUAUUUUGGGACUUUAUGAUGUUUAUGAAAACAAAAAAAACUUGUAUCUUGUUCUUGAAUAUGUUGGAGGUGGGGAGCUGUUCGAAUAUCUAGUGAAACGAAAACGACUGCAGUCUGGAGAGGCCCGAAGGUUUUACAGACAAAUCGUCUCAGCUGUUGACUUUUGUCACCAGCAUCUCAUUUGCCACCGAGACUUGAAACCGGAGAAUCUCCUCUUGGAUAACAAAAAGAACGUAAAAAUAGCCGAUUUUGGCAUGGCAUCUGUUCAACCAUUCAACAGUAUGCUGGAAACAAGCUGUGGAUCUCCACAUUACGCUGCUCCAGAGGUUGUCAGGGGAGACAAAUACGACGGUCGAAAAGCUGAUGUUUGGAGUUGUGGUGUCAUUCUUUACGCGUUAGUCGUCGGCUGUCUCCCUUUCGACGAUGACAAUUUGCGCCAUCUUUUGGAGAAGGUGAAGAAAGGAGUAUUUGUGAUUCCCGGAUUCGUACCAAACGAUUGCCGUGAUCUGCUUGAGAAAAUGAUCAAGGUUGACCCUGAUGAGAGGCCGACGAUGAGCCAAGUGAGAAUGCAUCGUUUCUUGAAAAGUGACGAUCUGCCCCCAGAACCGCCGGUACAAAGAGUUGUUCAGACUGAAGUCAUUGACGACGAGCGAGAUUUGGAUCCGGAUAUACUCAACAGCAUGACGUCAUUGGGAUGUUUUAAAGAUAAGGAGGAUUUGAUUCAAAGGCUUCUAUCACCAGAUGAGAGUUUGGAAAGAGUGAUAUAUUUCCUGCUAAUGGAUCGAAAAAACAAGGUCUCAUAUCAAGAAGAAGAAGAAGAGUUGUCCGUGUAUAGCAUGCAGAGAUUGGAAGCUGAUCCACCACGGAAGAGAGGCGAAUCUCGUAUUUUUAAUGACGAAUCACCCGCCAUUCCUAAUCUAAAAGACGGAAUUCGGAAACCUAGAGCGAUGACCUACCAUGGAGAUAAUCUUGACAAGCGGAGAGGGUCUGCUUCGAAUCCACAUGACAGCAACUCAAAAAGAAGAGGAUCGGCCUCAAAUGUCAUCGAUUUUAAUGCAAGCCAUACAGUCCUCACGCCGCCCGGCAGUCCAUGGAGAUCGCGACUAACAGCUUUUAAGAAAACAGUAGGAGCUGGAAUCUUCGUACGCAGAAGAAGUCAAAGCUGCUCGGAUGACGCUGCCAAUCUAGAAAGCAAUGGAUUUUCAGCAUCAACGCCAGACAUAUCGACUAAACGUUCGUGGUUUACGAAUUUCCUUUUUCAUACUCCCGGCCAGAUACAGCCUUUCCUUCUUCAAAUCACAAACCAGUCGACUGAAGAUAUAAAAAGGCAGAUGGAGAAAGCUUUUUCUGCGCUUCCACACCUGACUCAUUUCACAGUGUCUCCUUUAGAAUACCAUAUUGUCUACAAAAAAAGCAAAGGCCUGUAUCACCGAAAGACCUUGAUAAACUUACGCUAUGAGAUUUCAUCAUACAGCAAGUGCACUGAUGGUGAAAAUUUCCCGAUACUUAUACAUAUAACAUUUAUAAACGGCUCCCACCGCAAAUUUCGUAAGCUCUGCAUGUACAUUCAAAAUCAUUUGAAUGCAACGACCGACAGAAAUGACGGAAAUUUUGAUAAUAACAGAAACGGAAUGUUACCUGACGGGUUGCUGCAGCCUAAUCGAAAUGAAAGCGUAAGAGAAAACGGAAAGGAAUCUGGAAAGGAAACUGGAAGAAAAACAAGUCUUGCUGGAAGAAGCACAGAGAAUCUUCUUGACUCAGACGAAAGCAUCGAUUGCUGAUCACAGUGUAAGUGAGCACGAGACCAGGUCAUGAUGGCAGCUUUAGAUAUUUAUGGAUUGUAGGUUUUUAACAAGCAUUCGUUUAUAAAAUGCUUUCCUCAGUAAAGAAGACGUAACAUGAAAUUGAGGCCUCUAGUGGUAGCUAGCCUCGAGUUCACCUUAGGCUCUAUCUGAACCGGUCACAAUUUGGUUGCUGUGAUCUCUUUUCGUCAGAUACCCCUUUACGAUAAGGGUUCAUGACACGGGUGUCACACGUUGAGAGAGAUUCCAACGAAGAAAGACGCGCUUUUGAGUUGAAUUUUUCUUUGCAGAAGUACACCUAGCUCAUUGAAAUUAUUAAAUAAUUGUUUGAUUCAGGUAUUUUUAGGAAAGGAAAAUCAUUCAUAAAUGCAAGGCGUUCGCAAAUGAUACUCUGUUUGAUUUGAAAAGUCAUAUUGUUGAUGGCUAUUUGUUUCUUUAAACAAUUUUCCAAUAAACUAAACUAGACGCAUCAGGCUUAGGUCUUCAAUUUGAAGAUAUAUAAGGAAAGCGGUAUAGAGUUACUGGUAUAUAGGUGACACCCCAAACCUACAUUAACUUUUUAUUGUUCCUAUUCAUAUCCACGUUCUUGCUAGCAGCUCUCGGGACUUUAGCUAUUGUAAAUGUGCCUGGCAUUGAAUUGAAAUGGGGCUGGGAAAUGUGUGGGUGUGCACUUCUUCAUGAUCAUCCUCCAUUUGUUCGGGUUUUUCUUUAUUAUGUGGAUUGCAUUCGUCGUACCCAUCAUUAGCAUAUCUUAACACUAGAAAAUGACCUAAGACAUUUUUCAAAGCUAUUACAAAGCUAUCGUUUACAAAGCUAUUCAUUUGGAUUCAUUUAUAUGUUUGCUUUGUACAUUGCAGUUAAGUUUAUUCGCCGUCCAGCAUUUUUUUAUUUUUGCAUUGUAAUACAAAUAGUAUUAUGCAAGAUUGGAAAUCGAAUUUUAUAGCAUGCUGUAAACGAACAUCCUUUUAUAUGUAUGUAGUAUAUUGUUGAAUGCAUAUGAUUUUGGUGACAAAGUAAUCGAAAAUUGGAAUUAUGGUAGAGUAUUGUGAACGGUUCAUAAGAUAUCAUAUCAUUUUAUAAUGCAGUUUUCUUUGUAUUAUUGGAUCACAUGAUAAAUUAAUGCAUGUAAAAUUAUUUUGAUAUUUCGUUGUUUGUGACCAUAUGUUGUACAUUUUUCUGACAUAACAUUUCAGUUCAACGCGAUUUUUACAUCAAACUGUUCUCAUUCAUUGUUAUAAGAAUUCGAAAGUUAUAUAUUAAUAAACAAGUUAAAUGCUUAUUGAUAGUAUUAUAUGAAAAUAAUUUUAUAUAAAAGUUCAUUCGUUUAAAGUAUCAGAUUUACAGAAUUGAAUUAUGUUAGAAUUACAUUAUUUCAUUUAACUUAAAUGUAUACGAAUUUAUCAAGAAAAUGUGAUUAGAUACUCUCAUUAGCAGAUUAUUAAUGAAUGAGUUCGUUAAACAUUUAUAUUUGAUCACAAUUUUUUCUAUUUGCCCUUUCUGCCUUCAAAUUAAUCUGCAUUGAGUCAAGCACAGUAAUCAUCCGAAAAAUGUCGUUGCUUAUAUUUUCGCUUGUCUAUAAUCGCCAAGCAACCAUGAUAAAUGAUUAUCAAUUGCCGUUAAUCAUUUAGACUCGAAUCAAUGAUCAACAUACCUUGGUUUGUUGUAUCCGAACAGUGUUUAAGUAGUGCUAUAUGAGCCACAAUAACUGUGGUUGAUAUAUUUUGUUUUUCCAUAAUCGCUCAGCAGCCAUGAUCGAUGAUUAUCAAUUGCCGUUAAUCAUUUAUGAUCAAACCAAUGAUCAACAAUCGUUGGCUUCAUUGUAUCAAAAACUGUGUUUCAGUAGUGCUAUAGGAGCCACAGUAAUUGUGAUUGAUAUGUUUUGUUUUUCCAUAAUCGCUCAGCAGCCAUGAUCGAUGAUUAUCAAUUGCCGUUAAUCAUUUACACUUGAAUCAAUGAUCAACAUACUUUGGUUUUGAGCAUUAACCAUAUGAAUGUCCAGAUAGAAAUGAAAGUAUGAAAUAUGUGCAAUAUUGAGAUUUUUGGCAAAGGAGGUGAAAAGUAUUAUGUAUACUUUUGUGGUGCUUUAAAAAUGUUAUUUGCUUUGCGGAAUGAUGGGUAUAGAUUUCAUCAUGUUUGCGGAAUUAUGGGUCACAUUUUUUCAGAAAUGUACGAAAUUAUGGGUCCGAAUUUUUUAACCAAAAUGGCACGUCCCCGUUCAAAAUUAGACUUAGUUAACCUACCCCGUGGGCUGUUGGCUGUCGCGUCGUAUCGCGCUGCGUUGUGCUAAAAGUACGUUCUGCAGUU
Molecule: messenger RNA, 4796 nt
Organism: Rhopilema esculentum
Lineage: Eukaryota; Metazoa; Cnidaria; Scyphozoa; Rhizostomeae; Rhizostomatidae
Product: serine/threonine-protein kinase BRSK2
Biological process (GO): protein phosphorylation; intracellular signal transduction
Cellular component (GO): cytoplasm
Molecular function (GO): ATP binding; protein serine/threonine kinase activity
Source: RefSeq, a predicted model, not a curated record